AUGAGUCUCCUUAAGUCAUAUGAAGUGGACAUGCCACAAGAAAGGGUGGAAGAAAGGCAAUUAGCCAAUGUAGAAGAUCGACAUGAUGUGCCAAUUGCAGCGAACUACAUAGAACAAUUUACCACAGACAGGGUUUUUGCUACUCGGGAUGAGCUUUUGGAUUGGGCUAAGAAUGUAGGAAAGCAACUAGGCUUUGUGAUCAUUAUUAGAAGGUCUGAUUGUGGGAGUAAGGGCCGUGGGAGUAAAGGUAAACAGUUGGCUAUUUUGGUGUGCGAGAUGAGCGGCAAGUACAAACCGUACAAGCCUGUGUCGAUGCGGAAGGGGACAGGAACCAAGAAAUGUGAUUUUCCGUUCAGCCUCAAGGCAAGAUACACAUCAGAAGAUGGUUUGCGGAGAAGCAAAAGGAUUGCAAGCAACUCAGCUAAACUCCCGCCACAGCACCCGAAAGGCAAAGUUUACUCGGUCAACUACAUCCAUGAAGUGUCCGAAUUCCUCCGUGAAUAUGUCAUUGACAUUCAGAAUGUUGAAGAUGAUGGGAAUUUUGGAUAUAGAUGUAUUGCUUCCUUGAUGGGUAAGGGAGAACAAAAUUGGCGUCAAGUUCGACAAGACAUGAUAAAGGAGCUUAGAUUACGGCAAGGUGUUUAUCAUGGUAUGUAUGGCACCAACAUACAUUACGAAAAAGUACUACAAGCCUUGCAUCUUGCUCCAAAUGAGUUUGCAACAGAGGAGAAGUGGUUAUGCGUGCCGGAUAUGGGCCACAUUGUUGCUACGAUGUACCAGAUUGUGUUCGUGACCUUGUCGAAUCGAGGGGGCGCCACCUACUUCCCUCUCACCGGUCCAGUACUACAUCCGUUAGAGCACCAGAUUUUAUGUUUACUCCUUGUCAACAACAACCAUUGGGUGAAGGAGCUUAUUUCAAGUGACUUUCCUUUGCCAACGGUUAAUCCACAGUAG
Lotus japonicus is the source of this 954-nucleotide messenger RNA. RefSeq lists its product as uncharacterized. The transcript is spliced from 3 exons. NCBI's taxonomy places the organism in Eukaryota, Viridiplantae, Streptophyta, Magnoliopsida, Fabales, Fabaceae. Bases 1 to 954 code for a protein of 317 amino acids. The record is from RefSeq and is a predicted model, not a curated record.